AUGUGGACUUGAUGAUGGACUUUGUGAACGAGGUCGUAAUGGUGGUGUUGGUGGCUUAUGUCUUACAAUAUCGGACGGUCUGUAA
Molecule: messenger RNA, 85 nt
Organism: Acanthocheilonema viteae
Lineage: Eukaryota; Metazoa; Nematoda; Chromadorea; Rhabditida; Onchocercidae
Source: the annotation of a GenBank genome assembly